AGAGGGCGGAAUGGAAUUGCAGACAUCAAAUUCACGAUCAUUUGAUGAUUCGUUAACCGGCACCCCUUCAUUCAGUGAUCAAACGCUCUAUCCUUGGAACUGGAGUGAAGAAGCGAGGAACAUUGCUCUUAGUCCCAGUAACUCAUGUUCAUCACCCGAAUACAGAGAGAAAAGUAUAUCCAUGGCCAAAGGGAGGUCUAAAGCAGAUUCUAGAAUCAGUAGCCGACGUGGAAGACCUAGAGCAGAUGUUCUUUCAUUUCUAGUGCAACAGGGGAUCAGAUCCGGAAGUCAUAUAAAAUGUAGUUAUUGCAAUCGUGUUUUUCCUCGAGAAAAAAGUUUACAAGCCCACUUACGUACUCAUACAGGUGAACGUCCAUAUCUUUGUGACCAUCCUGGCUGUUCAAGAAGAUUUACACAAUCUGGACAAUUGAAAACUCAUCAGCGUUUACAUACAGGAGAACAACCAUUUAAAUGCAGCACAGAAGGAUGUGAGAGAAGAUUUACACAUGCCAAUAGACAUUGCCCUCAACAUCCUGAGGCAAGUUUAAUUAGAUGUAAUAGAAAUGCAUCUAGAUCUGUUCCAAGAAUUUCAGCGUUAUCUCAUGAAAUACCACGAAGGUUUCAACGUGUAAAUACCUCUAGUAGAAGGGAAGAAAGAACUCUUCCAACUACUUCAGUAGAACAUAAAACAAAAAAUAGUGGUGCAGAUAUGAAAAAACCUAAAUCGAGAAAAAGUUUAAUAAUGGAUGAUGUUGUCGGUGGACAAAAUAACUUAAAUUGUGCAGUACAAAAACAACAGUCUCAUUCUGCAGGAAGUCAGGAUUGUCAACAUUAUGAUAAGCCAAAUGAAAAUUUAGCAUGUAAUAGUUUACGUUCAUUAGAAAGUGGUAGUAAACUUGCUUUGAAAUCAUCUACAUCUACAUUAGCAAGUAGUCCACUUAUACCAAAGAAACAUUGGCUACAAGUAUCUCGUAGGGAACAGGAGCAGGAAUUAGCAAAACCCAUAAGUAGGGGUAAUAAUACUAACAAUACAUUAACAACGAGUGGUGCAAUGAACAAUAAAGUAAUGAAUUUUGACGAACCAUCAACUUCUAGUUCUUGUUCUCAAAUGGAAUGGGAACAAUCAUAUGCCGCUUCUACAUCUGCAUUAUGCAGAAAAAGUUCAAAUGAAUUAAUUCAACUCACAAAUAUUACUCCUCCAAGUAAACAGUUUGCAAAUCUUAAUUUAAAUAAACAAUCUUCCGACAUGAUGCAGCAAGAAAUUAAAGAAAAUAUAAAAACAGAAUGUGCUGCUGCAUCAGAAACAUUUUGGCCUGUUAAUAAACAUUUAAAAUAUAGUGCAUCUUCUGACAUGAUGCAACAAGAAAUGAAAGAAAAUAUAAAUGCAGAAGGUGCAGCUGCAUUAGAAACAUUUUGGCCAGAAAAUAAUCAUUUCAAAUAUAAUGAAGCUCCCAUUCUUCAGGAUAGACAAAAUAUGAUUAAUGAAUAUAAUAAAAAAACUUGCAAUAAAAAUAUCAAUGAAGAUCAUAUAACAACAUCAAUUCAUAAAUAUCCUACGUCUUCAAAACCAAUUCUUAAUGAAACAAGACCAACGGUUUUGAUGUACAGAGCUUCUAAUAACAUCAAAGAGAAAAAAUACAAAUCAGAAGUGUCAUCUCCAGUUGACUGUAACAUGGAAGAUAAUAAUGAAGAAAAUGUUACAGCUACAGAACAAAAAAUUCCAGAUGAAUUGGUGGGUGCAGCUGUAGCUUUAAUGCAAUUAGCUGCAACAACAAACGAAAUGGCCAAUUACAGGCACGAAACUAUUGAUCAAUGUGCAUCAUCAGUUAAUUAUUACUAACAAGUAAUUAC
Molecule: messenger RNA, 1851 nt
Organism: Polistes dominula (European paper wasp)
Lineage: Eukaryota; Metazoa; Arthropoda; Insecta; Hymenoptera; Vespidae
Biological process (GO): regulation of transcription by RNA polymerase II
Cellular component (GO): chromatin; PcG protein complex; transcription regulator complex
Molecular function (GO): RNA polymerase II cis-regulatory region sequence-specific DNA binding; DNA-binding transcription factor activity, RNA polymerase II-specific
Source: RefSeq, a predicted model, not a curated record